Messenger RNA from Trichoderma atroviride IMI 206040, 2069 nucleotides. RefSeq lists its product as uncharacterized. Gene Ontology annotation, molecular function: NAD(P)H dehydrogenase (quinone) activity; FMN binding. The record is from RefSeq and is a predicted model, not a curated record. NCBI's taxonomy places the organism in Eukaryota, Fungi, Ascomycota, Sordariomycetes, Hypocreales, Hypocreaceae. Gene Ontology annotation, cellular component: membrane.
CUGGUCAAAGCUCUGGUUUCCUAUUUCGGCAUCUCGGAAACUCCCUACCUAGCAAGUUGACGUUUUUGCCAAUUCAUCGUGAUUACCAAUUGCAGCCAAUGUGCAUUCCAGCGAUUCAGCCCAGAUCUGAUGCCUGCCAUUAUGUGAUGGUGCCGUAAAACCAAGUACGCUAUACUUGUAGAUGUGGAAAAAAGAGGGUCUCUUCGGAAACGAUGUACCUCACAAUGCCGUGAUCUCAUAGCCAGACGUAGAGGUACCGCGGAUAUGCAAGCACACCACACACCACACACCUCGACCUUUUUUGGAGAUGCAGCAAGCAACCUUUCCACUAAGACCCAAUUCAUGGCUAGGCGUCUCGGAAUUCAGCCGGGUCCUUGCAUGGCCCUGUCCCCCUGGGUAUAAGAACUCAGGUCCUCCCUUCCCUCCUUCUUCGGAUCUUUUGGAAAGCCUCAUCACAGUCACUCACAGUUGUCUGAAUUCAAAAAGCUUCUUCCUUUUCUUUUACAGCUUAAUACUAUUUUUUUUUCUUUGAGAUACCCCCCCAGUUUUCCUCUUUUGGAAACUCUAAUAAUCACAAUGGCUCCCAAGAUUGCUAUCGUCUACUACUCCAUGUACGGCCACAUCAGGCAGCUCGCCGAGGCCGAGAAGAAGGGUGCCGAGGCUGCUGGCGCCCAGGUCGACGUCUACCAGCUCCCCGAGACUCUGUCCCAGGAGGUCCUCUCCAAGAUGCACGCUCCUCCCAAGCCCAGCGAUAUCCCCAUCCUUGAGGACCCCAAGACCCUCACCCAGUACGACGGCUUCCUGUUUGGCAUUCCCACCCGAUAUGGAAACUUCCCCGCUCAGUGGAAGACCUUUUGGGACAUGACCGGUGGAAUCUGGACCUCCGGCGGCUACUGGGGCAAGAAGGCCGGUCUCUUCAUCACCACUGGAACUCCCGGCGGUGGUCAGGAGUCCACUGCCCUCUCCGCCAUGUCCACCCUGGCUCACCACGGCAUCAUCUACGUUCCCCUCGGCUACGCCAAGACCUUCCCCGACGUCACCAACCUCACCGAGGUUCACGGUGGCUCUCCCUGGGGCGCCGGUUCCUUCGCCGGUGCCGAUGGCUCUCGCCAGCCUUCCGAGCUCGAGCUCCGAAUUGCCACCGCCCAGGGCCAGGCCUUUGCCGAGACUCUCUCCUCGUGACUACAUGGCAGCAAAGAGAAGAAGUCGGCUGUCAAGGUGGCCCCAACCAAUUCGUCUACUCCGGCUGCCCCCAAGCCGGAGCCGAUCCCGGAGAGAGAGGAGAAUGAGAAGGAUGGCUUCUGUGGUCUUCCAGUGAAGUGUGUCAUCAUGUGAAGGAGAUGGGAGAAAAAGAAAUGGUCAUUUUGAGAGAGGAAGAAUAAUUAUAUAACUAUACGAUAUCAGCUGCAAUUCUUUUGCCAUGACUUUAAUUACAAUACCUAGCACUAGAUGCAAUAGAAUUGAAGUACAUUAAUCUUGUCAGUCUCGCUAGUCUUGAUAAAACGUCAUCUGGUGAUUCUUUAUAGAUGCUCCUUCUUGCAUAGUGCACAGUGAGGUUUUCACAAAACAUAACACUAGAUUCAGUAGAAUUAAAAUAAAUUAAUCUUAUCAAUCUUGCUAGCCUUGGCUAUAAUGUCGCAUUGUAAUCAUCUCUACUAGUCAUGAUCCCAUUAUAUAUGCUCCUUCUUGCGGAGUGCACAAAUCUCCGCCAUGCAGUCGACGGAGAGCAAAUCGUGGCUUAUUUGCUUCGCGUUUUUCCCAAUCAUCAAGUCGUCAACUAGUUGGUACAAGUAAGUAAUGGUAGUCUCUUUGGAAGAACUCCUUCCCAAAGGAUUUCCGCCAAAAGACUCCCAGUAGCUGGUCUGUAGAUCCUCAAUCACAUAUAAGCCGCCCGGCUUGACGACUUUCCAGAGAAACUCCAGGGAAGUCAUCUGCUGGUCCAUUGUGUGCCCGCCAUCAUCUAUUAUUAUAUCAAAAAGCCCGUCUGCGGUUGCUUCUGUGGAAAACCUUGCGAGGAAGAGAGUGUCUGCCUGAUCGCCGACGAAGACGUGCGCGUUGGGGGUUUUGUC